This is a messenger RNA of Ixodes scapularis (black-legged tick), 2076 nucleotides long. It is a transcript of the gene nab, whose product is annotated as NGFI-A-binding protein homolog. The record is from RefSeq and is a predicted model, not a curated record. Gene Ontology annotation, molecular function: transcription coregulator activity; transcription factor binding. Bases 1 to 2076 code for a protein of 691 amino acids. Gene Ontology annotation, cellular component: nucleus. The transcript is spliced from 12 exons. Gene Ontology annotation, biological process: negative regulation of DNA-templated transcription. Lineage: Eukaryota; Metazoa; Arthropoda; Arachnida; Ixodida; Ixodidae.
AUGACGUCGCAACCGACCAAUGAAUCGGAGCUGCAGUUGUACAGGGUCCUUCAACGAGCCAAUCUGCUUUCUUACUACGACACUUUCAUUUGUCAAGGAGGCGAUGACGUGCAGCAGUUGUGCGAGGCGGGAGAAGAAGAGUUUCUUGAGAUCAUGGCCCUCGUGGGCAUGGCCAGCAAGCCUCUUCACGUUAGAAGGUUGCAGAAGGCGCUCCAGGAGUGGGUCAACAAUCCGGCCAUGUUCCAGACCCCCUUGGUGCCGUCGCUGCCGCCAGGGCACCCAGGCGGCGUGGCCCCCGGUCCCCCAGGGGCCCCGCAGCCCCCCGGCGGGGUGGCCGGGCCCCCCGUGCACGGCCUGGGCCCUCUGUCCCGGCCCCCCGUCAGCAUGGCCCAGCUGAGGCCCAGUCCCCCCGUGGGGCCCUCCUCGUCCCCGUCCCCGGGCCUGGGCCCGCCCAAGGACGCUCCCUCGAGGAUGCACCCACCACCGGUGUCGGCGCCCAUGCCGUUUCCCCAGGGCAUGCUCGGCGGCGGCGACCCCCUGGAGCUGGGCGGCCGGCCCGGCACGCCCCCGACGCCCGUGCUGGUGGAGGCCCAAGUCCGGCGACUGGCCGAGUCGGCGGAGCUCCUCGUUCGCUCGCUCCCUCCGCACGCCUUCGUCGACCCCAGACCGCACGGCCGAAGGAUGUGUAAGGACCUAGAGCACGUGCUGAGCAUGUCCGAGGACGACCCGCGUCGGAUGGACGAGAUCCGCAAGUACGCCGCCAUCUACGGACGCUUCGACUGCAAGCGCAAGCCUGAGAAACCGCUCACUCUGCACGAGGUGUCGGUGAACGAGGCCGCGGCGCAGAUCUGCAAGCACAUUCCGGCGCUGCUAACACGGCGCGACGAGCUGUUCCCGCUGGCCAGGCAGGCGGUGCGGGACAGCGGCUACCCGUUCUCCAAGGGACAGUCCAGGAGCCAGUGCUACGGCGGGCCGCCCCCGUCGGGGAUGCCGCCGGGCAAGGCGCCAUUCGACGAGGAGCCACACAAGCGGCCGAGGCUGGAACCGCCGCCCAUGGACCAGAAGGCGCAGAUCGAGGAAGAGAGGAAGAAGAGGCAGAACCAACUGGCCCAAAUUUCCACUUUGCUGACGGCCGACGAACGCCUCCGGUUGCAGGAUCGCCUGGAGGGUAUCUGCGAGCAGCUGCGCAGCCUGGGCCGGCAACACGAGGAGCUGAAGGCUCGACUGCAGCAGUCUCGGGACCUGCAGAACGUCGGAGCGGUGCCGCAGCUCCAGUCUCAGCUGGAGCACAUCUCCACGCAGCAGAUGCAGCUCAUCAACGAGCAGAGUGAACUCUCCAAGCAGUUACGACGCAUCGACAAGUACUUCAGCGGUGCGGGCAAAGGCCAGUACGGAAGGCCCUCCUCCUGUUCGGAACAGGACAAGGCGGACACCGACGACACCGACUCGCAGUUCUCGGCGUACAGCAACAAUUCAUCUCCGACGUUGAGCCACGAGGCCCACGACUCGCCGUCCCAAGACUCUAACCAGUCCGGCCAGCAGCAGCCCAGCGCCGCCGACGUGUUCAACAUGAAGAUGGCCAGCGUGAAGAAGACCUCGGCCCAGAUCACCAAGCAGCUAGUCCAGGAGACGCUCAUGGACGAAGGUCUUCGCGUCAUCAAGGAGCUGGCGUCGCAGAUCAAGUCGGAGGAAGCGACUGGCCCGCCCAUGCACGGCGGGAGCAGCAGCAGCGGAGUGACGGACCUGUCCUCGCCGCAGCCGCCAUCCGGAUGCUCGUCCUCCUCGCGGCCCCGGGGCCGACCUCCCAGACUGGACCGGGGCGACUACGUGGGCACCUCGCGUCUCGUCCAGGGGGUCCCGCCCCCGCUGCAGAACGGCCACCACGAGCGCGGGCCCGGCAGCAACGGCCUGGACCACGGCGGUCUCCAGGCCAACGGCCUUGUGCCGCCGUCUGCGAUGGACGACUCCGCCGAUUCGGCCACCGAGAACAGCCUGAACGCGCUGCUCGCCCUCUCCCAGAAGAGCCUCAUGAAGCAGGAGCCGGCCUCGCCCGCCGGCAACAUGAAGAUGGACUGA